AACACUGGCUCGAAAGAACACCGGCAUCGGGUCAGAAGCCGAAGAUCCGCUCACAGGAAGGAACAGCAUCAGGACCCCACACUCAGGAUUUUCUUUGUGGCAGCUUUCACUCCUGUACCAUCAUGCCUGUCAUCAGAAUCCUCAGCAAGGUGGCCAGGCAGGCCCUCAGCCCCCCGGGGUGCGGCUGCCAGCCCCUGACUGUGGCUGUGCGCAACAUCAGCUUCUCCCCUCGGCAGGUGACGUCCGACGCCAGCUUCCACUCUGUGUCCUUCUCAGAAACAGACCACCCCAAGGUGCUCAUUACAGGUGGUCUCGGUCAGCUCGGGGUGGGACUCGCCAAAUUGUUGAGGAAGAGGUUCGGAAAGAACAACGUCAUCCUGUCUGACAUCAGAAAACCUCCGAGCAGCGUUUUCCACAGCGGCCCCUUCAUCUACUCCGACAUCCUGGACUACAAGAACCUGAGGGAAAUCGUGGUGAACAAUCGCAUCACGUGGCUCUUUCACUACAGCGCCCUCCUCAGCGCCGUCGGAGAGGCUAACGUGGCCCUGGCUCGCUCUGUGAACAUCACCGGGCUUCACAACAUCCUGGACAUCGCAGCGGAGCACGGCCUGCGUCUGUUUGUCCCCAGCACCAUCGGGGCCUUUGGUCCCACCUCCCCCCGGAACCCGACGCCAGACCUCUGUGUGCAGAGGCCGCGCACCAUCUACGGCGUCUCCAAGGUUCACGCUGAGCUGAUGGGAGAGUAUUACCACCACCGCUACGGCCUGGAUUUCCGUUGCCUGCGCUACCCAGGAAUCAUCUCUGCUGACUCCGUCCCCGGAGGCGGCACAACAGACUACGCCGUCCAGAUUUUCCACGAUGCGAUCAAGAACGGCAAGUUUGAGUGCAACCUGAGGAACGACACGAGGCUGCCCAUGAUGUACAUCGACGACUGCCUCCGCGCCACGCUGGGGGUGAUGGAGGCGCCGGCUGACACGCUGAGCAUGAGGACGUACAACAUCAACGCCAUGAGCUUCACCCCCGAGGAGCUGGCCCAGGAGCUGCAGAAGCAGAUGCCUGAGCUGGAGGUCACGUAUAACGUGGACAACGUCAGACAGGCAAUCGCUGACAGUUGGCCAAUGAACUUCGACGACUGCAACGCGCGGAAAGACUGGGGCUGGAAACACGACUACGACCUCCCGGAGCUCGUCACGACGAUGCUCAACUACUUUGGCGUCGAAACGCUCAUGGCCCGUGCUAACUGAGUCCUUCUUCGAGGGUUCAUCGAACAGAGAGUAUAGACUGACCAAAGCGAAUUAGAGGAAUGUGGCUUGUACAUAGUCGUUCUCUCACUCCUCUCUGUAAAAUCAGAAGGGCUCUGCUUGCCUGUCGCAAGGCUAUCGUGUCUCAAGAAUGUAGAAGUCGACGCAGACUAGACAAUCCUCCCUGCUCCUGUCUGUCUACCCCUGCUCCGCUCUCUUUCCCCUUCUUUCUGCUCGGACAUCUGGUUGCCUUGUCAGUGGAAGCUUGUCAGCAGCAUCCGAUAUCAACGUCCCCUGUGAAAGCUUGUAUGGAUAAAUGAUGACUUUGCAUGCUAAUGAAUUGUGCAAAAAAAUGUGGGCAGAAAAAGAAUCGAGUCAAACAGGGAAUGUUGAAUUGUGUAUUUGUUUUCUUCAGAAAUGCAAAACAGUUUGGGUUUUCUACCUGCUAAAUUUCCAUGGACUGCGAAAAAAAAAUCUAAAUUUGAGCGUCUAAAAGCUCCUAAUCAGGUAACUUUGGAUUGAGGGGUCUUCAAAUACACAAGUUGUUUUCUUUGCACUUUAGAUGAAUCUCUAUCCUUGAAAUUACUGACAAGUAAAAUGAGCCUGUGGGGGCAGUGUCUGUGCAUCUGUGAGCAGCGCGGAGCGGUAAUUAAGAAUUGUUCUUCUGUUUAUUCCAGGUAAUAUUAUUUAUUCUGUCUGUUGCUGUUUUAUUGUGUGGGAGCCUCAUUGAAUGUUUCUCAAAAUACAUUUUUUUUUCUAAAUGUUUCUGUCUAUUUUUGUUAUAUUAUAUAUCCCCCCUCCCCCCCAUAAACUCUGGGAUUUAUUUUGACACAAAAGGGAAAUAUGACACUGUACACCACAUUUACAUUCAGCCACAUUUUGUGGUUUCUGUUCUUCAACUUUCUGUAAAAUAAAUUUCGGUUUCUAUGAAA
Molecule: messenger RNA, 2173 nt
Organism: Limanda limanda (common dab)
Lineage: Eukaryota; Metazoa; Chordata; Actinopteri; Pleuronectiformes; Pleuronectidae
Gene: tdh
Product: L-threonine dehydrogenase
Exons: 9
Coding region: 123-1244 (373 amino acids)
Biological process (GO): L-threonine catabolic process
Molecular function (GO): L-threonine 3-dehydrogenase activity
Source: RefSeq, a predicted model, not a curated record